Messenger RNA from Aspergillus nomiae NRRL 13137, 1707 nucleotides. RefSeq lists its product as uncharacterized. Gene Ontology annotation, cellular component: GID complex; extrinsic component of membrane. Gene Ontology annotation, biological process: protein catabolic process in the vacuole; protein targeting to vacuole; proteasome-mediated ubiquitin-dependent protein catabolic process. The coding region runs from base 1 to 1707 and encodes 568 amino acids. The record is from RefSeq and is a predicted model, not a curated record. The transcript is spliced from 3 exons. NCBI's taxonomy places the organism in Eukaryota, Fungi, Ascomycota, Eurotiomycetes, Eurotiales, Aspergillaceae.
AUGCCGCCGGCCAACUCACCUUCGAAUGAUGGAUAUCUGGUUCCCGAUAACGUGAUUAUCUGUGAUCUAUUUGAAACCGAUACUACCAUACCAUCUCACGUUCAAUAUCUCAUAUCUUUGCAGCAGAAUACCCCUCAUUCUCCUCCAUCCGCUUCCUCACUUCAGCAACUCAGCGCUGUCUCCACUCCCCUUCCAUCUCUCCCAACUUCCGUAUCCGACGAUGUUCAUGACGAUAACGUGAGCUUUCUGCGAUCUCGAGUACGCUCUCCACCCGGCUCCUCCUCUUCCCUGAGUCGUCAACGCCGUCGUCGACAACAGACCUUGCCAGAGCUCGAUCCCAUGGAUGUGGAUGAUCCUACGGCUUUGCGCAUGUCAGUUGAAAUCAACCGUCGCAUCCCCAUCGUGCGCCGUGAACACGAUUCCUCCAGCAGCAAUAAUAAUAACAGUAUGCCUAACUAUGAAGGCCGCAUUUCGAACUCUCGUUCACUUUAUGGAUGGGCGCCUGCUUCCGAUGAUGACGACGAGGAGGAUGACCACGAUAUGACCUAUGGACCACUUCAGGAUAGCAACACUAUUUCCUCCUGGUUUGGACGGUUGUCUGAUCGCAACGCGCCGAGGCGCCCUAUGCGCCGCGACCCCGUCGCUCAAGAUCCACACACCUUCUUAGAAGCACCCCCGGAAAGCAACACCCAACGUUUGAGUGACUAUUCUCCGUUAUCGACAACAGAGGCACUGCUACAAUCUGUGCGACGUCAACCGCGGUUUUCCCGGACACGGACAUUGCAUAAUUAUCUUUUGGAUCGUGAAAGAGCCAGUCAGGACUUGGAAGAGAGCAGAGAACGAUCGGGCCCGGCAGCUACAUCGCGGGCAUACAGAUUCCUGCCUAGUAGCCGUGGUGAACCGCACCGACUUCUUACACACAAUGAGCUCCGCGCCCGGAUAAACGCCCAUCGACAACUGCAUUUGGAUAACCCCCCUAGUCCCCGGUUAAAAGAGACCAUCAAAUAUCUCGACCCGGCCGCCGGGGGGUUCGUUCGGUUGGAUUUCUUGCCCUGGGAUGAGGAUGAUUUUAUUCUAGAUACAGCUUCCAUCGCGCCACCGCCAAUAUGUUCCUGGCUUCAGCCUGGGAUGGUUUUCUCGGGUUCGCAAAGGGCCGCCAGCAGUGCCAAUUCUUUCUCUGCGCAGCGAGUGUCAAGUCCACCAUCAUCACACGACCCUCUGAUUGUCAAUGGAAGUGAACAGAGCGGCGGCCGGAUCCCCGUACAGACAACCAGUGGUCGACGGUACAUGGCCAAUAACAUUUACAACCUGGGUACUGGUAGAGACGAGAAUUGGCCCGUCAAAGUCACCAUUCAUGACAUCAAUCCGGAGGAGAUGACCCUCUCAGGAACCAUGGAGGCAUACAACAUUCCCGACAAAACAUCACCGUCCCACGAUGCUCAUAUAGUUACAUUCCUAGAAGGAGAGAUCAUCGACUUUAACACCCAUACACUCGAAACUAAGAAUUUCAAAGCCGAUGCCGAGAUCGACUGUACAUACUGGCGUGAACUACAACCGUUCAAAAACUUGUCGGAUGAAGCGAUGACGCGGAGCCUUGUAAGUCGGAAAUGGAUAACAGAGGAAUUGUCCAAGGGUUGGAUUUUGAUGCGAUGGAAAGGCAAGCUCAUGCUCCAGCUUCCUUCUGGGCCCCCAGCAUUGCUAACCUAG